AUGAAGCGGGAGAAAUUAGACAAAUGCUUUGGGAAAUUCUUGCAGAUGCUGAAACAGUUGUAUGUGAAUAUCCCGUUCACGGAGGUGCUCAAACAGAUGCCAGCCUAUGCAAAAUUCCUGAAGGAAAUCCUCUCAAGCAAAAAGAAACUCAAAGGAAUGAAAGUUGUCAAAGUCAAUGCCCAUUGCAGUGCCAUUCUACAGAACAAAAUUCCCAAGAAGUGUAGGGAACCUGGCUGUGCAUCCAUUAACUUGAUGCCAUUAUCGGUGUUCAAGAAAUUGGAAGGAGAGCUAAGAGUGAUCAAAUCUGUACCAGUAUUCUUGCAACUUGCUGAUCAAACCAUGAUCAUACCGGAGGGCAUAAUUAAGGACAUCUUGGUAAGGGUAGACAAAUUUGUUUUCCCAGUAGACUUCAUCGUGGUAGAUAUGGAAGAGAAUAAGGAAGUGCCUCUAAUCAUGGGGAGACCAUUCCUUUGCACUGGCCGGGCUAUUCUUGAUAUAUAUGAAGGGAAACUCAUGCUACUAAUGGGAAACAAAAAAGUGGUGUUUCAAAUGAAGAGAAUGAUGAAAUACCCAUAUGAUGAGGCAUCUACCUAUGCUUGUCUCAAAAUAGAUGUGGUGGGAGAGUUAGCUGAACAACACAAACCGGAUAAGCUGGUAGGUGACUCACUAAAGAGAUGCAUUAGUCAAUCAAGCACAACAGAAGAUGAGGAUCCUGAGAUCAAGAUGGAAGUUGAGGCGCUGGAAUAUGAGAACCAGGUGGUAGAUGAAGAAGAAUUCGAGAAAGAAAAGAGCAAGCCAAAGCUGGAAUUGAAAGAACACAUGCUUGUGGAGUUACUACGGAAGCAUAAAAAGACAAUCAGUUGGAGUAUAGCCGAUAUUCAGGGGAUCAGCCCUGCAAUAUGUAUACACAAGAUCUUGUUAGAAGAAGGGAGUAAACCAGUGGUGCAGCCCCAACGCAAAUUGAACAAAAAUCUUCAGGAGGUGGUUCAAAAAUAG
This is a messenger RNA of Nicotiana tabacum (common tobacco), 996 nucleotides long. The record is from RefSeq and is a predicted model, not a curated record. Lineage: Eukaryota; Viridiplantae; Streptophyta; Magnoliopsida; Solanales; Solanaceae.